UCUAUUUGUGGAUCUAUGAAUGGGAGAGUCUGAGUCCACAGUUCUUCCCCGAGACUUGUGUUUGCCCAGCCAGGCGCUGUGAAGUGUUAAAGGGAGCCGGUGGGUAUACGACGCACCCAAUGUGACCCAUGGGGAGGAGUGGCAGGCAGGGAUAGAGAGGGGCAAAAAACUGGCAGGGUGCGGUCUCAGUGCGCCGGGCAACUCAGAUCACUUGACGUGCGCCAAAGGACGUGCUCAUUCAAAGACAGCAGCCGCAGCAGUCUCUCUGACAGCUCUCCCAGUGUGCGUCGGAGUCGCCCUGUAUCUCUCUCUUAGAAUCUGUUAGAUAAAUAAAUGGACUUGCCUGCUCACUCUCAUUUCGGUGAUUUUCUCGAGAGACCUACGUUUCGCAUUCGAUGGGCACUUAACACUUGGUAUCACUGGAUCUUUUCUCCGGCGUCUCUCCAUGACAGCCUCUGCGCAAAGCGACUUUUACGCACGGACGAUGGCGAGGAUAAGGGUGAUAAAGAAGUAGAGGUUUUGUCCUCCCCAUAUUUUACCCCGUGGGGGGGAAUAAGGAUCUUGCGGGGGGUAGUUUCUCAUUGAACGGCGAGCUGUGCCACCGUCCCACUCCGUGUCGGAGUGCCCGGCGGGUUGGGGUGGAAUGCGUCUCCCCGUGGUGUUUGGGCUCCUCGUCGGCUGCGCCCUGAUUUUCGCACCUGUUAACGAGGGCUGUGGGCCGGGGAGGGGACAUGGGAAAAGGCGGCCUCCAAAGAAACUGACACCCCUUAAUUAUAAGCAGUUUAUUCCAAAUGUAGCUGAAAAGACACUGGGAGCCAGUGGGAGACACGAUGGCAAAAUCACCAGGAUCUCCGAGCGCUUUAAAGAUCUCACACCGAACUACAACCCCGACAUCAUCUUCAAAGAUGAGGAGAACACAGGUGCGGAUCGACACAUGACGCAGCGUUGUAAAGAUAAGCUGAACUCUCUGGCUAUCUCUGUGAUGAACAUGUGGCCCGGGGUGAAGCUCAGGGUGACCGAGGGUUGGGAUGAAGACGGCAAUCACUUUGAAGAGUCACUGCAUUAUGAAGGAAGAGCUGUCGAUAUCACCACCUCAGAUCGCGACCGUAGUAAAUAUGGCAUGUUGGCACGUCUAGCGGUGGAGGCCGGGUUUGACUGGGUCUACUAUGAGUCCAAAGCUCACAUCCACUGCAGCGUCAAGUCAGAGAACUCUGUGGCUGCUAAAACCGGCGGUUGUUUUCCCGCAUCGGCUCUUGUCACCAUUGAGGACGGAAGCGUGGUGACCAUGGACCGCUUACAGCCUGGAGAGAAAGUACUCGCUUCAUCAGAAAGCGACGGCAGUGGGAUGCUCAUCUACAGCGAAGUCAUCGCCUUCUUGGACCGCGAUCCUUCCGCAGAGAAGCAGUUCUACACCAUCGAGACGGACUCGGGUGCUAAACUGAGCUUGACGGCGGCCCACCUCCUGUUUGUAUCGGAAGGGAACUGCUCAGGGCCUGUAGUGAGUGCAGAGCUGAAAUCUGUAUUUGCUAGUGACGUGCUGCCGGGUCAGUGUGUGGUUUCCACACGAGGAGCAGGACAGCAGGGACAUCUGUCCCGGGUCACUAGGAUCCAAAUACAGGAGGACAAGGGCGUUUUCGCUCCGCUCACCCGCCAUGGCACGGUGGUGGUCAAUAGUGUCGUCUCCUCCUGCUAUGCGGCCGUGGACCAGCACUGGCUAGCUCACUGGGCUUUUGGUCCACUCAGGGUACUUUAUAACUGGGGAGGGCCAGUUGGACAUCAGGCUGUGGGGAUACACUGGUAUUCCUCACUGCUGCACUGGGUUGGGACUCAUGUGCUGGAUCCAACACACUUCCAUCCUUGGAGCAUGAUGGACAAUGAUAGAUGAAACAAGCACGAGGAAUGAGAAUGUCACUAGAUGAAGUUUUUGAAAGGAUCUAAAAGAGAAAGAAGUGAAGAACCCAAUCAUUUAUGACCCUGAAUAGACUAGAAACCUGGAAAAACUAGAAGGAUGCAGCUAUUCUGUGGGUCGACGCUCAUUUGAGGAAGCGGACAUGGACGUGACAAAAUUGAUCUUAAAAACCCAUAUUUAACACUUUUCAAUGGGUUUACUAUACUGCCUACACUGGAACAUUAUCACAAAUAUACCAAGACGCACACACAUCUAUUCAGAAUCUCUUAUUCAGUCUCUUUCUCUCUUAUACUCACAUACACAUUCACUAAACACAUAGUUGUAGCCAUUGAAGUGAGGAAACUAUAGAUGAAUUUUCUUUACUCAGGUAUGCAGUGACUCAACCACAGGCGAUCAGAUCAGACCAACGCGGCCUGAUAAGGUUUGAGACGGAGGAGGAAGUUGUGUUAGAAAAGAAACGAGGCUGGAAGGUACACAGAAACACACCCACUUUACAACUGGGUUAAAACUAGGCCUUUAAAACAUCAGGAAAAUACUUGCAGGUGCAUAAUUACAGUUUUGCGUUCAUUCAUAUGGUCAGUUACAUGUUUCGCACUGUAAAGGUAGAGGUGUCUUUCCCAACUUAAUCAAGUAUUUAAUGGUCACAUUGUACAAUGUAUUUCUCCAUCUAGCAUACAUAAGGGUUUUGAGUACUUUUAUGAAGGCUUCAUUCAAAGAAAUUAAUGUGCAAUGUGUAGCAAUGUUAUUGGAGUUUAUGCCAGUUUAUGUAGUCCUUAUGUGUGCUUUAUGCAGUAAUACUCAUUGUAUUUCCCAUACAACUUACUGUAUUUAUCUGUUUUGUGGCAUUAUUUACAUUUUACUUAAAGAUGUCAGAAAUUAUAUAAUAUUUGUAAAACUAUUUAAAGAUCUAUUUUUCAGAAUUAAAGAUUACGGAAAUAUCA
Rhinichthys klamathensis goyatoka is the source of this 2850-nucleotide messenger RNA. It is a transcript of the gene ihha, whose product is annotated as Indian hedgehog signaling molecule a. The record is from RefSeq and is a predicted model, not a curated record. Gene Ontology annotation, biological process: regulation of gene expression; multicellular organism development; smoothened signaling pathway. The transcript is spliced from 3 exons. The coding region runs from base 644 to 1885 and encodes 413 amino acids. Gene Ontology annotation, molecular function: calcium ion binding; patched binding. Lineage: Eukaryota; Metazoa; Chordata; Actinopteri; Cypriniformes; Leuciscidae.